Messenger RNA from Oryzias latipes (Japanese medaka), 1965 nucleotides. RefSeq names its product adenosine A2b receptor (gene adora2b). Lineage: Eukaryota; Metazoa; Chordata; Actinopteri; Beloniformes; Adrianichthyidae. Gene Ontology annotation, biological process: adenylate cyclase-activating G protein-coupled receptor signaling pathway; vasodilation; G protein-coupled adenosine receptor signaling pathway. The record is from RefSeq and is a predicted model, not a curated record. Gene Ontology annotation, molecular function: G protein-coupled adenosine receptor activity. Gene Ontology annotation, cellular component: plasma membrane.
GGGGGGGGGGGGGGGCAGUUGCGUGACGCUGCUUGCGCCGCAGAUGCUCCUCGCGCGCUCCAGCGAUCGCUCGCUGAAAGCGUGAAAGCGCUCAGCAGAGAUGCGCAGGCUCAGUGAAGUGAGUCUUGCAAGCAGAGAGCGGCGCGAGCGCCACUCCACGAGGCCGGGCCAACUUUCCCCCUGCGUCCUCCGCGCUCCUUAAACCAAAAGACUCGAGUCCUUUAGAAUCAGAUGGCAGCCAGCCGCGGAGUACUCCUGGACCACCGCUCGCUCCUCUGGGACUGAAAGCGCAGGACCAGGAUCUGUGAGAGUCAUGAGUCCUGAAACGGACCAGCAUAAGGUGGACACGUUCUACAUCGUUAUAGAAGUUGUGAUCGCAUUUCUCUCUGUAUCUGGAAACGUCCUGGUGUGCUGGGCGGUCGCCAUCAACAGCACUUUGAAAAACGCCACCAACUACUUUCUGGUGUCUCUGGCCGUGGCGGAUAUCCUGGUGGGCUGCCUCGCCAUGCCUUUUGCGAUCACCAUCAGCAUGGGCCUUUAUGUGGAUUUUUACGGGUGCCUCUUCCUCGCCUGCUUCGUCCUGGUCCUCACUCAGAGCUCCAUCUUCAGCCUCCUCGCCAUUGCGAUUGACAGAUAUCUGGCCGUCAAGAUCCCGCUGAGGUACAAGGAGCUGAUGACGGGAAAGACUGCCAGAGAGAUCGUUGCGAUUUUAUGGAUUUUGUCUUUUGUCAUUGGCCUAAUCCCGUUCUUUGGGUGGAAUUUAAAGAACAAAAGCUGCAACAACAGCUCUGUAAAGGACAACACUACGAACUCCGAGGAGACAAAAGACAGAGGGCACUUACUGCAGAGCUGCAAGGUCAAAUGCUACUUUGAGACUGUGGUGGACAUGGAGUACAUGGUCUACUUUAAUUUUUUUGUCUGUGUGCUGCUGCCGUUGCUCAUCAUGUUGGGCAUCUAUGUGAAGAUCUUCAUAGUGGCCAGGAAACAGCUGAGACAGAUUGAGCUCAAGUGUGUUGGCAACGGCGGAAGUCAGAACCAGGGCCUCCUGCAAAAGGAGAUCCGGGCCGCCAAGUCUCUCUCCAUCAUUGUGGGACUGUUUGCCAUCUGCUGGCUGCCGGUUCACAUCCUCAACUGCCUCACGCUGUUUUACAAGGACCUGAACAAGCCGUCGGUUGUCAUGUACGUGGCCAUCAUCCUCUCUCAUGCCAACUCUGCAGUCAACCCCAUCAUCUACGCCUACCGCAUCCAGGAGUUUAGGAACACUUUCCGCAAGAUUCUGAGUCAGCACUUCCUGUGCCGCAGGGAGGAGCUCUACCUGAGCUCCAACGGCAGCAGACGCAACAGAGACCAGAUCCACAUGACCAUCGACCCUCUGCUGUAAAUCUGCGUCAGCUCGGUUGUUUCGUCUCUAGUUCUUAUUUUAAAAUUGUUUACAAAAGGAGGAGUUUGACAGAACAGAGGUCGAUGGCGCCCUGAAUGUGGUGCUGUAUUUAUGAACCGUGAUGGUCAGGGGGCCAAUACAAGGUCAACAGCAAGUCUUACCUAACUUUUGUGUUGUACAUUUUUUUAACCGCUAAAGCUAACUGGAUUUGUUGGACUGUGACGAGGAUUCAAACGAAAAAUGCAAUUUGUCACUCUGAUGCCAACGUUAGCACACCCCUCUUUUUGACCCGCUACUUCAUAUCAACCAUGAUGGUAAAUUAUUUAUUUGUUGAAAAAAAAAAGUGCUUUAGAAUGUAAUUUAAGAAAACUGUAACUAGACCUUUACUUGUGGACCUAAAGGAAGAUACAGCUGUAGUCAUCUGUGGUUUGUUUGGCUUGUGAACCUUUUAAAAUGAAGGUGUUCCCAUCACUGCCUUCCCUAAAGAAGAAAAUAUAAAAAUACUUUAUUUAUUUUUCUAUUUGCAACCAGCUGUAGGGUCUGCCAGUUUGCAUAUCAGUAUUAAAGAGAUAUCUUUGUACAGC